UACAGCUUUUAUGCUCAAAGCCACCUCGAGCACGAUCGCGUAAAGUGAAACGACGAAACUGCAACACUGAGAUUCCUCACUCUCAACAACAUGGCGGACCACGACUCGGAUGAGAAGCCUCAGUGUAUCCACGUCCACCCAGAAAAGGCUCUCGACUUCGCAACGGCCUUGCUUCGCAGCCAUGGAAUGUCACUCCACGAUGCGCAAAUCGUGGCAGAGUGCCUUGUUGCAGCAGACCUGCGAGGAGUCGACACGCACGGGAUCAAUCGCCUACCAUCAUACGUGGAAAGAAUCCGAAAAGGCCUCAAUGACCCCACGGCCGAGCCAGUCCUGUCAUCCAUCACCCCGGUAGUAGCGGCCGUAGACGGCAAGAAUGCAUUCGGGUUUAUUAGCGCCAAACUCGGCAUGGCCAAAGCUAUUGAAAUGGCUGAGACUUACGGCAUCGCCAUGGUCAGCAUCAAGCACUCAAAUCAUUUCGGCAUGUCAGCCUGGCUAGUGCAACAAGCCAUAGACGCAAACAUGAUGAGUCUCGUAUUCACAAAUUCUUCCCCUGCUCUACCCGUAUGGGGCGGUCGCGAGAAACUCAUGGGCGUCUCUCCAAUCGCCUGUGGUGCACCUGGAGAACCACCCUUCAUCUUGGACAUGGCACCUUCGGUCGCGGCUCGUGGUAAAAUCUACAAAGCUAAGCGGCGAGGAGAGAAGAUCCCUCGCGACUGGGCAUUAGACGCGGAAGGCCGGAGCACUGACGACCCAGCUGCAGCUCUUGAAGGAGUCAUGCUGCCUAUGGGAGGACCAAAAGGCUCCGCACUCGCUAUCAUGAUGGACGUCUUCUCGGGUGUGCUUUCUGGCUCUGCCUUUGCUGAAGACGUCACAGGACCCUACGACUUCUCCAAGACUGCUAACGUCGGGCGUUUCCUGGCAGCAAUCAAGCCAGACCUCUUCAUGGACCUUACAGAGUUCAAGUCACGAAUGAAGUACUUUUAUGACAGAGUGGUGGGCUCGAAAAGAAUGGAGGGCGUGGACAGAAUUUACUUCCCCGGCGAGAUCGAACAGAUCAAUGAAGCGAAAAGGCGCAAGACGGGCAUCCCGUUUGCACAAGCAGAAAUCGAUGCUCUAAACAGAGAGGCAGAACUUCAAGGUACUUCCGCCUUGCAUUAGUGAUACACCACAAUCCAUGCUCUGCUCUGCUUGCAUGCAAUAUGCUGCCCAUCU
Molecule: messenger RNA, 1212 nt
Organism: Cercospora beticola
Lineage: Eukaryota; Fungi; Ascomycota; Dothideomycetes; Mycosphaerellales; Mycosphaerellaceae
Product: Ldh family oxidoreductase
Molecular function (GO): oxidoreductase activity
Source: RefSeq, a predicted model, not a curated record